Sparassis crispa is the source of this 711-nucleotide messenger RNA. RefSeq names its product Vacuolar-sorting protein. The coding region runs from base 1 to 711 and encodes 236 amino acids. The record is from RefSeq and is a predicted model, not a curated record. Gene Ontology annotation, cellular component: cytoplasmic side of plasma membrane; ESCRT III complex; multivesicular body. Lineage: Eukaryota; Fungi; Basidiomycota; Agaricomycetes; Polyporales; Sparassidaceae. The transcript is spliced from 4 exons. Gene Ontology annotation, biological process: vesicle budding from membrane; late endosome to vacuole transport via multivesicular body sorting pathway.
AUGAUGGCCGGCUUCAUGAGCUAUUUCGGCGGGCGGCGAGAUGCCAAACAGUCAUCCAGAGACGCCAUAGUCACACUGCGGCAGCAGCUGCAGAUGAUAGACAAGAAAGAGGAGUACCUGCAGAAGAAGAUCGAUGAGGAGCUGAAGAAGGCACGGGCGAAUGCUGUGGCGAACAAGGCAGCUGCGACUGCUGCCCUAAGACGGAAGAAGGCGACAGAGCAGGAGCUUGAGCGAUUGCAAGGUACACGGUUCCAGCUCGAGAUGCAGGUGAAUACGUUGGAGUCGGCGAGCUUCAAUGCGGAGACGAUGUCAGCCAUGAAGAAGGCGGCGGGUGCGCUGAAGGAUAUUCACGGCAAACUGUCAAUCGACAAGGUGGAUACGACGAUGUCCGACAUACAGGAGCAGACGCAGUUGGCGAACGAGGUUUCCGAAGCUAUCUCCACAAGCACUUACACCGGAGUGGAUAUUGAUGAGGAUGAGUUGAAGAACGAGUUGGCGGAAUUGGAGCAGGAUGAGCUGAACGAGCGACUCAUGGGGGCGGACCAUGUGCCACUACAUCAGCCCAGCAGAGUGGAGGAAGGCACGUAUAUUCAAAUGAAAAUCUCUAUUCAUCUUCGUACUUACCAUGAUUUCGCAGGUCGGCAGCCAGUGGCCGUGGAGGACGACGAGGACGCGCAGCUCAGAGAGUUGCAAGCAGCUCUGGCGAUGUGA